CCUCACCCUUCCACACCUCCCAUCACUCCUGCCAUUUAUAGUCAUUCCCGUUCCGCCUCCUCUUCCAACACCACCCUCAGAACCUCCCCCUCCAGCCCUGCUAUCCUUAUCCUCCACGGGACUUGUCGCUCAAGGCCCACAAGCCUACACUAGGAGCUGGCUCGCGGAAGCGUCACCACUCUAGCUCUCGCUGCACCUUCGGCCCUACCACCCAUCCUCCCGAGCUCGCUCGGCUCUUUCCGCCCGACCUCGCGUCGUUCGCCGGGUCACGCAGCUCUCCCCUCCUUUGCCGCCAACGCGCUCAGGAGUCCGCAGGCUCCCUGCCGAUCGGUCGCCUAGCCUCUGUCUCCGUGCGAUCCGAUGCUCCAGGCCGAUACCGAGGCGCCGUCCUCUCCCGCCGGGCAGGAGACGCCACAGCCGGCAGGGCCCUCCGACUGCUCGCCGCCCACCAUGGCCCCUCAGCAAACAGGUAGCAGGAAGCGGAAAGCCGCCAAUGGAGAGGAGGGCGAGGGGAGCUCGUCAUUGCCAGGCCCGUCCGCGGCGAUGGAGAUGGCGAUGGCGAUGGCGACAGCCGAGGAAGGCCAAGCCGAGGGGUCCUUGCUGCUGGCCAAGAGGCUGCGGCGGCCCGUGGCUCAGCACUCCUUGGUGCACUACCUGAAGGCCCGCGCACUGGGCGCAGACGGCCACCCGGGGAUGGCGGGCUUCGAGGGUAACCUGCGCAGCUACGGGGUCCUCAGGCUGCCCGAGCUGCUGAGGGAGCGCCAGCUGUCUCUCGGCCCCCUCAACAAGGUGUUCGCGUCGCAGUGGCUCAAUGCCAGGCAGGUGGUGUGUGGCACCAAGUGCAACACGCUCUUCGUGGUGGAUGUCAAGACCGACCACAUCAUGCGCAUUCCUCUGAUGCGCGACAGGGUGCCCGACCUGUCCCAUGGCCCGCCCUCCUGUGGAAUCCAUGCUGUGGAGCUGAAUCCCUCCAAGACCCUCAUGGCCACUGGAGGGGAAAACCCUAACAGCCUGGCUGUAUACCAGCUGCCCACGCUGGAUCCCGUGUGCCUAGGAGAUUGCCAAGGCCACAGGGACUGGAUCUUCGCCAUCGCAUGGAUGAGUGACACCGUGGCCGUGAGUGGUUCCCGUGAUGGCACCGUGGCUCUCUGGCGGGUGGAUCCCGACAUGUUCAAUGGCAGCAUUGCUUGGCACAAGGAUGCGGGCCUUCCUGUGUAUGCUCACAUCCGUCCUAGAGAUGUGGAGGCAAUCCCCAAAGCCACUACCAAUCCAGGUAACCGCAAAGUGCGAGCCCUUGCCUUCAGCAACAGAAACCAGGAGCUGGGAGCUGUGUCUCUGGAUGGCUACUUCCACCUGUGGAAAGCCCGGAGCAACCUGUCCAGGCUGCUGUCACUGAGGCUCCCUUACUGCCGGGAGAACGUGUGUCUCACCUACUGUGAAGAGUUGGCCCUCUAUGCUGUGGGAUCCCAGUCUCAUGUUUCAUUCCUGGAUCUGCGCCAAGGCCAGCAAAAUAUCCCACCACUGUGCUCCCGAGAGGGAGGCACUGGCGUGCGUUCUCUGAGUGUCCACCAGCAUAUCGUCACAGUGGGGACAGGCCAUGGUUCUCUGCUCUUCUAUGACAUCCGUGCCCAGAAGUUCCUUGAGGAGAAGUCUGCAACCGGUCCAGACUUGUUUCCUGCACCUUCUGGAAGGAAGCUCAAGCUCACCUGUGGCAGCGGCUGGAUCAACCAGGAUGAUCUCUUAGAGAAUUACGUUGCUGGUGUGGAAGAUUUCCCCAAUGCCCUCUACACUCACUGCUACAACUGGCCAGAGAUGAAGCUCUUCGUGGGUGGAGGACCACUGGCCUCAGGCCUCCAUGGCAACUAUGCAGGCCUCUGGAGCUAAGGUGGAAAUGACCCUGAUAAACCAGUGUGCUUCUUAGCAGAGAGACAGAGAUGGAGCGGUUAGAAGUCGCUUAGAGAAAUUUUCUGCACCUGUCCACCAUUCUUUGGACUUUUCAUACAAAUACUUUCCACUAAUUCCUAGCAGUGUUGUCUUUGAGUGAGUGAUCCAUGUGAUCUAUCUGUGUAAGCAAACCGUGUUAUGACGUUAGAAUUGUAUAAGUGUUGUGUUGUUUUACUAGUAGCAGUUUUAAAGAUAAUGUUUUUAGUUUUCAUCACAUAUGUGUGGUAUAUUAAGAAUAUUUUCUAAUAAACAGAGUUCGGGCAUCUGUGGUGGAGCACUAACCAUAGUUUUAUAGCAUUGUUCCAAUUGUAAAAUACAUUCCAUGUUCCAGAUUGCCUACUUUUGGAAAUAUGUCACUCAUGAAUUGUGAUCAUGGUGUAUAUAGUUUGUAUGUUGUUGGUGCAAAACGCACUUUUCUAACAGUUUAUUAUCUGAAAAUAGUUGUCAUAGAAUCUUGUGUCUACAUCAAAAUCUCAGUUGAUGAGGAUGGUUUAGGUAUUCAAGUGUUCAAGUGUUCUGCUAAUUUGGACUUUCAAAACUAAUCCAAAAAUCAGUGUUUUUAGUUCAAGCCUUAUUUUAGUUUUAUGCUCUGUCUUAUUAUUGAUCAAAGAAUGUACUUAUUUUCACUUCUUGCCUUAGUACUAUCAAGACGUGUGGAUAUAUUUGAAUGUUUGUGGUUGGGGCAACUCUACAGAGUUUCAGUGCCAUCAUUCGGCGCAGGGAUAUUAAGUAUAAAUGGAGAAUGUAUGGCAGAUGGGGCAAAGAAUACAUUGCCCUAAGGUAUAGACUGGAUAUUUUUGCUGUUGCUAUUUUAAUACCAAAUGUUAUAUUUGAGCAUAUUUUAAACUUUCAAAAAUCUGUUUGAGUUAAGUUAAAAGAAUAAUGCAAGGAAGAAAAUGAGCCCACCCAGCUCACUGUGAAAGAAAUUCCCCCUCUUUAUAAGCUCCAAAUUAAUUAGAUUAUAUUUUGUGAACUUCAAAGAUCCAUAGAAAUAUGUGUUACUAAAGCCUCUACUUCUAUGCCUCUAAAUGUAGUAAGAUGUGAUUAUGAUAAUUCACUAUGAUUUUCAAAUAAAGGAGCUGGGAACUUAAAAGACAGGUAUGAUUGAAGAACUUUGUCAUUCAGAUAAAUAGAGGUAAUGGGAUGCUAGACAGAUGUAUUGGACUUGUUCACAGGUGAGAAUACUGAAAAGUGAGAAAGGAGCCAGGCCUUGCUCAAAACUAGCCAGAAUGUGUUAGGCCUGGAUUGGUAUUGAGCCAUGUUUCCUUUUCCUUAAACAUCUGGCAUGCAUUUGCAUUAGUGUUGCUACACUACAUGUUGUUCAGUACCAAGCAUAAAUUGCCGAAAGGAUUUAAAGAUGAGUUAGGAGUACAAAAUUGUCAGAUUUUAUUUUAUAGAGAGUAUGCAGGUUUAUUUCACAAAUUAUAGAGUUUUGCUACAUAUCUGUGCAUUUAUUGCUUGCAUGUAUGUUUCAAACUCUGUUAGAAGUGAUUUGAGAGCAGAGAUUGUAAACUGCCCUCUUUUAUUUCUGUACUUGUAAACUAAGGCCAGACAAAGGCAAUCAGUUAUUACUGAUUUUUUUUGCCAGUGGAAACCUGCACUUCAAAUUGUAAUAAAUAUUUGCUGUUGCAUAAUAAAGAACCUUGCUAUGUGUU
Mesocricetus auratus (golden hamster) is the source of this 3599-nucleotide messenger RNA. Its product is annotated as DDB1- and CUL4-associated factor 12-like protein 1. The transcript is spliced from 2 exons. The record is from RefSeq and is a predicted model, not a curated record. Gene Ontology annotation, molecular function: protein binding. Gene Ontology annotation, cellular component: Cul4-RING E3 ubiquitin ligase complex. Lineage: Eukaryota; Metazoa; Chordata; Mammalia; Rodentia; Cricetidae. The coding region runs from base 361 to 1884 and encodes 507 amino acids.